CAGUAAUAUUGUUGACUUGGAGAAAUAGAAACGUAAUCGAUAUUCGUGGGGAUCACGAAGGGUUGCACUAGCGACGUGCUACUGGAAUUGGAAGUUAUGUUAUAUAUAAGGACCCAUGUUAUGUGCAAGCAUAAGUCAAUGAACAUAUUCCAUUAAUUGCAUUCAUUAAUUUAUCCACAAUCUUAACGAUGACUGCAAUUCAUCAAUAUUGUAGCUUGUUGGUUACAAUUACAAUUCAAUUGAUAAUCACAAUCAUCGUUAAGCCAACAUUAGUAGCGGGUAGAUUUCAACCCAGUCAAUGGACUCUUGCUCAUGCCACAUUUUAUGGUGAUGAGACUGCUUCUGCCACCAUGGGUGGAGCGUGUGGGUACGGAAAUUUGUUCGUGAACGGUUAUGGGACAGAUACAGCAGCAUUGAGUUCAACAUUGUUCAAUAAUGGGUAUGCGUGUGGGACUUGUUAUCAAAUAAAAUGCGUGCAAUCUAGUGCAUGUAACAAUGUUCCUUACACUACUGUCACUGCCACCAAUCUUUGCCCUCCUAAUUGGUCUGAGGCUUCUGAUAAUGGUGGAUGGUGCAACCCACCACGUUCACAUUUUGAUAUGUCUAAGCCCGCUUUCAUGAAAAUUGCACAGUGGAAGGCUGGUAUCGUCCCUAUUAUGUACCGCAGAGUACCUUGCGCAAGGAGUGCAGGGCUUAGAUUCUCUUUCCAAGGAAAUAGAUAUUGGCUAUUGGUAUACGUGAUGAAUGUGGGGGGUGGAGGAGAUAUUGCUAAUAUGUGGGUGAAAGGAAGCAGAACAGGGUGGAUUAGCAUGAGUCACAAUUGGGGGGCUUCUUACCAAGCAUUUGCAACACUUAGGGGCCAAACUCUUUCUUUCAAGAUUACUUCCUACACCACCAAAGAAACUAUAGUAGCAUGGAAUGUUGCUCCUUCCAAUUGGGGUGCUGGAUUAACCUAUUCAACCCAUGCCAAUUUCCUUUAAAGUAAUGUGUAACAUGUCACCAUCACACUCAUCCUUUUUCAUUUACUUGUUUAAACACCACGGUUAUUUUCACCUGUAUGUGAUUAAUUUUCCACAAAACUAGUAGUAAAUGGCCUUUUCAAGAGACUAUUUGUUAGUUUUGCAUAGCUGAAAUGAACACAAUAUAAUGAAGAGAGAAAUUGCUAUGCUUAGACUUUGUAAUUUUUUUUUACACACAUAUGCUCUUUAUAAACCAUUUUAAAUUUCUA
This is a messenger RNA of Cicer arietinum (chickpea), 1228 nucleotides long. Its product is annotated as expansin-A7. Gene Ontology annotation, biological process: plant-type cell wall organization. The record is from RefSeq and is a predicted model, not a curated record. NCBI's taxonomy places the organism in Eukaryota, Viridiplantae, Streptophyta, Magnoliopsida, Fabales, Fabaceae. Gene Ontology annotation, cellular component: extracellular region.